AUGAAGGAGAGUGAUGUAAUGGGAGAGCAGAGGGGGAGGGAGGGAGAAACAGUGGAGGUUGAAGUCGACUAUGGAGGCGUUUUUUGGGGGAAGGACUGGGCAAAGGAGCCAGAGCCAGAGCCAGAACCAGAACCAAGAGCCGGAGACGGAGCCGGAGCCGGAGACGGCGAUGGAGACGGAGACGGACUGGUUGCUCUUGGCUGGCGACAGGCAAAAUUCGCUCACAGGCUGAGGUCACAGCAACAAACCCAACAACCAAGAAAAAACACAACAGGAUUUCAACGACAAAGAACGAAUAGCAUCACGCGCUUGAGAUCUACGCUGAGUGCCAAGUUCAUUUGCUUCCACUGGAGUUCUUUUAAAGGCCAUAAUCCCUGA
This is a messenger RNA of Paracoccidioides lutzii Pb01, 378 nucleotides long. RefSeq lists its product as hypothetical. The record is from RefSeq and is a predicted model, not a curated record. The transcript has a single exon. The coding region runs from base 1 to 378 and encodes 125 amino acids.